Molecule: messenger RNA, 1350 nt
Organism: Sphaeramia orbicularis (orbiculate cardinalfish)
Lineage: Eukaryota; Metazoa; Chordata; Actinopteri; Kurtiformes; Apogonidae
Exons: 12
Coding region: 112-1350 (412 amino acids)
Molecular function (GO): zinc ion binding; DNA binding
Source: RefSeq, a predicted model, not a curated record
CAGCGGUGGAGAGUGUCGGAGCAGCGAUGGAGCUCGUGCAGAAUUCGUCCUCAGACUCCAGUGAACAGCCACAGCAGAUAUGAAAAGUAGGAUCCGAAAUCUGAGCUGGAGAUGGACGAGAUCCAACUGAAUGAGAUACGAGAGGGGACAGGAUGUCCUGAUGUGGAGGAACUGAAACCCCCUCCCCUCUGUCCAGGCAGGAGUGAUGGAUCUGUUUCCAUGGAGACCAGGGAGGAGGAGGAGCGGAGGUGGCGGCGACGGUACCCAGAAAUAAAGAAGUGUGUGAUCCUGAUCAAAAAGCUGUUGAAAGGGGAAAAGGAUAAAAUGGGGUCGAGGUCAGGUGACCCAGAGGUGGCCUACGAUUGGAUAGAGCCGCUGAGGCCGAAGGUCAUUCGCCGCAGUCGAGUUCGGAGGUUUGUCAAGAGGAUGGAGUUCAGCGUCAACGUCUGCAACGGGAAACCACGCGGCAGAGGGAGGGGGCGGGGCCUGCUGCGGCUGAGAUGCUGUACGGGUGAGGAUGGCGUGCACAUCGGCCCCCGCCAGCGGGCGAAGGGUCAGGUGACCACGAAAAAACACAAGAACAGCAUCAACCUAUCAGAGACAGAACACAACUACAGCAACCAAUCACAUGACGGCAGAACUUCAACGACCUGUGGACAGAAUGAUGGAAAAUCAACAAAGAAGAAACCACCCAAAAUUGUUUUCACAAAGGUUGCAGAAAAGAAGUGGGUGCUGGGGAGGUCAAAGGUCAAACAACAACCUGAGGAGGAGGAGGUUGUUGGAGGCAGUGGUAUCACAACUGAAAAUGUGAGAAGAGUUAUUGUUUUGUGGAGUUUAAGAAAGAACUGUGGGAAGUGUCCUUUCUGUCUGGAUAAGAAGGAGUUUGGGGGGGCGGCGCGGCAGAAGCAGCGCUGCAUCAACAGGAGGUGUCUGGAGAGGCUGAAACCCAAGAACCUGCCCAGAGGGAUGGACGCUGAGAAGGACGUUGAGGAGGAGACGGAGAGGCAGAAACCCAAGAACCUGCCCAGAGGGACGGAGGCUGAGAAGGAUGUUGAUGAGGAGGUUGCAGGAAAGAAGUGGGUGCUGAGGAGGUCAAAGGUCAAAAAACAACAACCGGAGGAGGUGAAGGAGGAGGUUGGAGGCAGCGGCAUCACAACUAUAAAUAAGAGGAAGAAGCGUCAGAAUUCGUGCGGGCAGUGUGUGGCGUGCCUCAGAGAGAACUGUGGGAAGUGUCCUUUCUGUCUGGAUAAGAAGGAGUUCGGGGGGGCGGAGCGGCGGAGGCAGCGCUGCAUCAACAGGAGGUGUCUGGUGAGUCUCCGCCCACAUCCACCUGACUCCGCCCACUGGUGA